AUGCGAACCAUCACAGAGGAUAAAAUUCCCAUUCCUCUUAUUCCUGAUACGGAAUUAAGUGACGUUCGUAUAGGAGCUACAGACCCCGCCCUUUUCUUUUCCAUUGCACUGGAUUCGCCAUGUAAAGUAACAAUAGAAUUUCAAGAAUUUAACAGUGCUUCACGUUGUGUGUUAUUGCUUAGUCCUACUGAUCCUAGACCUAGUAAACAUACCGCAGUAUGGAAGAAUCUUUCACCUGAUCAAAAUAAAACAGUAACUGUACUUCCAGCUGAUCCAUCUUAUAAACUAGGAUUAUUAUAUCUCGCUGUACGCUAUGUGGAACCAAGUGGGAAUACUUUUAUUCGUCUUAAAUUAACAUUACAAGAACAAUAUGAAGCAGAAUGGUAUUCUCUUGCUAAUCGUGCCUUAUAUCACGGUAUGUGGUCAGGAUUUUCUUAUCAUGGUCGUGGACGCUGUAUAUAUGGUGUACCACCAGAUGCUUUAGAAGAUGGUGAUUUAAGUUGGAGUGGACGUAGUCUACGACGUCAAAGUGAGGCAUUAUCUUGGCAAAUGGACUUUACAAAUCUAUUAGAUGGUGCUAUAGUAGAUGUUGCUAAAGAAGAAACAGGAUGGUUUAUUCUUCCUUUACCUUCUCCAACAAUGGAAGUAUAUGAUGGAGAUUGGGUAAAUGGAAAGAAAGAAGGUACUGGAGUUUAUCAAUGGAAUGAUAAAGCAUAUAUUGGAAUGUGGAAAGGAGGAGUUCGAGAAGGUUUUGGUGUUAUGCAAGUUCGUGAUGGUUUUCGCUACGAAGGAGAUUGGCUAAAUGAUAAAAAACAUGGCAAAGGUAAUGCUUUAUAUCCAGAUGAAACACAAUACCAAGGUGAUUGGGAAAAUGAUGUACGAAGUGGUAUGGGUAUUUUUAGCUAUACAAAUGGUAUUGUUAUUCGUGGAAAAUGGAAAAAUGAUGUACUAGAUUCUGAAGUUACUGCAAAUUAUCCUGAUAAAUCCCGUUAUGUAGGUCAAUGGUGUUAUGACCUUCGUCAUGGAGAAGGUGUGUAUACAGAUGCUGUUGGAAAUGUUUUUAAAGGAACAUGGAAUAUGGAUAAACGUACCGGAAAAGGAGUGUUAAUAUUUGCCAAUGGGGUAGAAUGUGUUGCGGAUUGGGAGGAUGAUGUGCGAAAGGGUGGUACAUUUACCUUUAAAAACGGUGAGGUGUAUGUUGGUGGCUGGAAUGACACGUUGUGUGUGCGGGAGGGGGAGGGUCGGUGUGUGUACCCCAACGGGGAUGUCUACGUGGGCCACUGGGCGGCCGACAAGAAGGACGGCUUUGGGACCCUCACGCACGCCGAGGGGGGCCGCUGCUACGAGGGCGAGUGGGUCGCCGACCGCCGCCACGGGAUCGGCCGCCUCGAGGACGCGGAGGGCGUCUACCAGGGCGAAUUCCGCGAUGAUCUCCGCUGCGGGACGGGUCUUCACGUGGGCCGCCGGGGCUCUCUUUACCGCGGGGAGUGGCGAGACGACGGCCGCGUGGGUACCGGCAUUGGAUAUGAUGCUAAAACCGGCACUAUUCAAGAGGGCGUCUUUCUUCUUGGUCGUCUUCAAAGUAUGGGACGUGCUCGAUCCAGCAAAGAUGCAUAUGAGGGACCAUGGGUAGACGGCGAGCGUCAUGGUGUGGGUGUAACAUCCCUUACAAAUGGAGAUGUUAUUCAACAUGUCUGGUAUCGUGGUAAACGGCAGGAUGGGGAUGUGGUUUACAAGUAUUCCAAUGGUGAUGUGUAUGAAGGGGAGUGGCGUGAUGGGCUACGUCACGGUAAAGGUACACAACACUACGUUGAUGGCUCUAAAUACUCAGGUGAAUGGAAUAAUGACAAACCCCAUGGUCAUGGUAUUCAUACAGACUCACGCGGAGAAGUACUUGAAGGUGAAUGGCGCGAAGGUACACGCAUUGAUGUACGAGGUCGUCUUCAUUUUGUGGAUGGUAGCGUGUACGAAGGUGAUAUAUGCGGCGGAAAACCUCACGGCAACGGACGACUGAGUUAUCCAGACGGUACCAGUUUUGAAGGAACUUUUCGCAAUGGUGUAUAUGUGUUGUAG
Trypanosoma theileri is the source of this 2073-nucleotide messenger RNA. RefSeq lists its product as uncharacterized. NCBI's taxonomy places the organism in Eukaryota, Euglenozoa, Kinetoplastea, Trypanosomatida, Trypanosomatidae. The record is from RefSeq and is a predicted model, not a curated record. The transcript has a single exon. Bases 1 to 2073 code for a protein of 690 amino acids.